Molecule: messenger RNA, 2446 nt
Organism: Sclerotinia trifoliorum
Lineage: Eukaryota; Fungi; Ascomycota; Leotiomycetes; Helotiales; Sclerotiniaceae
Source: the annotation of a GenBank genome assembly
UAUACUCCCUGGAAGCACAAGUACUUUGUAAGAGUUUGAUAAAUUACUCUAGCACCACUGCAGCACCAGUGCACCACAACAUUCAACGUCAACCGCACAUGUCAUUUGCCCUUGUAGACAAGACACACGUUACCGGCUCCAACAUUUCUGGAUUCCGUCCCUUUAAUAAUCGAAGCAUAACGCUGCCCUAUUGGUCAAUCGGUCCGCAAUCAGAGGGCCGUGCUUUAAUUUAAAACACCCCAUCGUCAGGUCUUAAGGCUGACUAUUAGACUAAAUCGGAGGCAAUUGUACUCCCGUAUAUUACAUGUUAAGCAGUCUACUGAACAAGCACUAGAUGCGAUGGCGACCGAUACUCCCAUUGGAUACAUCGUCCAAUUUCAAGCCUCGGGCGAGAAUCCAGUUGACGGCAGCACAAUCAUCACUCCCUACAAUAACUCAUUCCACAUGAACUCCUCGAGCCAGAUGACGGGUACCUCCGGACGACAGUCGAAGAAGCGACCUAACCUACCCAAGGUUCGAUCCGGAUGCUUAACUUGCAAGUAAGUCGAUGCUUCGUCGACACUGUGAAGCUCGAUGGCACUAAUACAUCAGCAUUUGAAGACGAAGGCGAAUCAAAUGUGACGAGCGGAAACCCGAGUGUAAUCGCUGUCAGGUGUUUGGCGUGGCAUGUGAAGGAUAUGGAGUUCGCAUCUCCAUAAAUCGACGCAAACCAGAACCCAAGCCGCUUCUGCCUCGCACUGACGAGAUAUCGCCACCAUCAUCAUCGCCUCAAUCAUCACAUUCAAUACAGUUAUCGCCGAAAUCCUCACCGUCGAUGAGAUUGCCCUUCCGAGAUGAAACUGAAGAACGAUAUUUUCGAACGUAUCUAACCAAGGCAAGCAUCUCUGUGACUUGGAGCCGAAGCCGCGUCUUUUCUACGUCGUUAUGGGAUCGUAUUAUCAUGCAAGCUGCACACGAUGAAUCUUAUCUUCGUGAGAUGCUAAUUGCGAUUGGUUCGUUUACUGAAUCCAAAGAUGUCCAAUUGAGGGGUUACGUGGAUGAAGCAGCGCAAAUGCGAGUUUUUGCUGUCAAGAGAUACGGGCUUGCCCUUCGUUCAAUGAGUGUUGGACUUUCGAAGCUCGAAAGCAGCGAAGGCCCGAGGAAGGCUUUGAUCUGCUGUCUUCUAGUAUGUUGUUUUGAGUGGCUGCUGGGAAAUAACUUUACUGCUCUUGUACAUGCUGGCAGCGGUAUUAGAGUACUACGUCAAUGGUUGAGAAAUUAUAGAGGUAAGAAUUACAAAGCUGGUCUCUGCUCUCCCGAUUCUGGGGUGAUCGAGGAUGAAUUAGUCCAAGCCUUUCUAAGGCUCGACAAACAGGUUACGACAUUCGGGGAUCCUGGAACAACAAGUGAAGAACAUAGGGAGAUAAUACACGAGUCAAUUGAAACAGUUCAGAACAUGCCUGAAAUUUUCUCGGACAUGCGCGAAGCCCGGUUAUACCUCGAACUGAUCGAGAGACGAUCAACUCAUUUUGCAUAUUUAGCAGCUGCACAUUAUGCCCCUAAGAACAGCAAUUCUUCCUCGUCGAUUGUCACGAAACGUAGCCUUAUACAGGGAUAUAGCGCCCCUGAAAAGUUAAAUAUGGAAGCCCUUAAAUACGAAAUGACCCAAUCACUCAUUAGAUGGAAAUCGGCAUUUGAUCUAUUCUGUUCCAAAAUUCCACCCUCGGACACCGAUCGAAUCAUGGAAGCAAACCUACUAAUGGCUCAAAGCGCAGCUAUGGACGUAAUUAUGACUAUUGCCCCCGGCAAUACUAAAGAAAACCACGAGAGAGCUCUCCCAGGGUAUCGAACCAUAUUAUCCGUCACUGAGAAAAUUCUAGAGGGAACAAAAGAUCAACAACUUGGAAAUUUCAAAUUCGAACAAGGAGUUAUAAUGCCGUUACAUAUUGCCGGAAAAUGGUGCCACGAUCGCACAAUUCGCAGAAGAGCUAUAGAUCUUUUAAGACUGUAUAAAAGCAGUGACGGGGAAUCAAUCAGGGAAGGGGUCUGGGAUAGCGAAACUUUCGCAGAGUGGGAUGAGUGUUUCUUAGAAGGGAGGGAAGGCUCGGAGUGGGGAGAUGGCUCGGAAAGGAUUGGCGAUGGACAUAUGCGGAAUGCGGCAAAGGAUAAAAAUCAGAUCUUUAGGUUGAGUGGGCAGGCGAAUUCUGACAGAAGCUCGAGUAGUGGUAGUCCUAGGAGUGAGCAGGGGCGAGGAGCGAGUUAUAGUCCUAGGAGUGAGCAAGAACAGGCAAUGGCGGGGCGCUUUGUAGAAUUGGGAAAUGCGGAGGGCUGGGUGGAAGAAUUGCCCGUUAGGUCAUCUCCUUGAGCUCGAGGUUGAUGGGGAUGAUAUCACUGUAUUUUAGUAUUGCAUAUUUAUUGUAAAUAUAUGUUUGUAGCUGGAAAAGCAAGUAAGGACAAUUGAUAAAAA